Messenger RNA from Danio aesculapii, 2957 nucleotides. RefSeq names its product gastrula zinc finger protein XlCGF57.1-like. NCBI's taxonomy places the organism in Eukaryota, Metazoa, Chordata, Actinopteri, Cypriniformes, Danionidae. The transcript has 2 exons. The coding region runs from base 335 to 1525 and encodes 396 amino acids. The record is from RefSeq and is a predicted model, not a curated record.
GCUGCGUCAGAGCUGCUGAAAAUCUGCCGAGAGAGUUUUAUAUUCCUCGGCGGAAUAAUACAUAUUAACGGACACGAAACGUUCAGAGAUGAUCCACACUUUACUGAAGUAUAGAGACGACGUUAUUAUUCUUCAUUAUAAGCUCCAAUACAUCAGUAAAGAUCACAAUAGCUGCUGAAGGCUUCGGGUUUUUGUAAAUAUCUUGAGUUAAAUGGCGGGUUUUGCAGUGAAAUGCCUGCAGAUCGAUAUAUUUCGGCAUUUGUUUUCUUUCCACUGGUAUUUGCGUCUUAAACGGGACAAGAACUAGAAGAAGAUCUGAAAUACUGCAGUAAAUAUGGAGUGUGUUAAGGAGGAGAGUGAUGCAGAAACACACACCAUGACAGAUGAGGACACUGAGGGAAAUACUACAGACCUGAUGAAGGUGAAAGAUGAAGAAGCCAAUGAAGAGAAGAGUUCAACAAGUGACGAAAAGUCCUCUAGCGGCUCAGAGACUGCUCCACCCAAAGGCUCCUUCUCCUGCCCGCAGUGUGGGAAGAGUUUCACACGUAAAGGACACCUGGAGGUCCACAUGGUGAUCCACACAGGUGAGCGGCCGUACACCUGUCCUCAGUGCGCCAAGAGCUUCACAUGUAAGGGAAGCCUGAAGGAUCACUUCAGGAUACACACCGGAGAGCGUCCGUUCACAUGUCCGCAGUGCGAAAAGAGCUUCACCAAUUCAGGAGGACUGAAGAGGCACUUGAGGAUCCACACAGGUGAGCGUCCGUUCACCUGUCGGCAGUGUGCAAAGAGCUUCCCGAGCUCGGGAGAGCUAAAACGGCACAUGCGCAUUCACUCCAGAGACAGACCGUACACCUGCCCUCAAUGCGGGAAGAGCUACAAACAGAAAGAGGUGCUGAGGGAGCACGCAAAAACACACUCCGGAGAGAAACCAUUCACAUGCACGCUGUGCGGGAAGAGCUUCACUCAGCAGAGCACGCUGAAGGUGCACAUGAAGGUGCAUUCUGGAGAGAAACUACACCAGUGUCCUGAGUGCGGCAGGAGGUUUGCUGAAGCGUGCAACCUGAAAACACACCUGCUGUCACACACUGGAGAAAGACCCUUCAGCUGUGAGAAGUGUGAGAAGAAGUUUUUCCUGGCCGUGCAUUUAAAGACACACAUGAGGAUUCACGAGGACGAGCGGCGAUACGUGUGCUCAUUCUGUGGGAAGAGUUUCCUGUGGUUGCAUGGAUUUAAGGACCAUCAGAAGACUCACAUUGGGGAGAAACCCUACGUGUGCCUGGAGUGCGGCAAAACCUUCGCCAGAGCUGCGGAGCUGAAGGUGCACGAGCGCAUCCACACUGGAGAAAAACCCUACAAGUGUUCACACUGUGAAAAGAGCUUCACUCAGUCGUCAGGGCUGAAAGUGCACGAGCGCGUGCACACUGGAGAGAAGCCGUACCUCUGCCCUACAUGCGGGAAAACUUUCAGCAGAUACGGCAGUCUAGGGAAACAUCUGAAAAAGGCCUGUCCAAAGCUGAGAAAGUGAACAAGGUCCAUUUAGACUCUAGAGAUACCACAUUAAAAAAUAUUGAAGUGUUUUUGAGCCUAACUACAGUAAAGUACUGGAAUUAAUCUGUUGUGGUGAUUCUACAGUUGCUAUGGUAACACAACAACUACAGUAACUGAUCUGUUGUGGUGAUUCUACAGUUGCUAUGGUAACACCACAACUACAGUAACUGAUCUGUUGUGGUGAUUCUACAGUUGCUAUGGUAACACGACAUUUAUAGUAAUAUAAACAAAAGACCCAAUACUGUAGUUUUCUACAACUAUAGGGUAUAUUAUAUGUUAAGUAAAACUAAAACACUAAAGAGUUUUUUACAGCAGUAACUAUAGAAACAGGAGAUCAGUGUUGUUUAUUAGCGCCUCCUGCUGGCAGAGAGUGAAUCUGCAGCUCAUUCAGCUCAUCCGCUAUUUCCUUCAUGUUUUAUGACUGACUGAUGUCACAGCAUUCUGUUUUUGUGUUCAAUUUAGAAAUGCUGGAUCUUAAUUGGGAUCCUGAUUGAAAUGCAGUGGUUGACUUCAGUUUUAAAUGGAAAGAACACAAGCAAAGCCUUACUUUGUUUAUGUCAAGAGGGAUUUCUUUUAUGUACAUUUUUUGAGUUGCGGUUUGCUAUAAAAAUGUAUUUCGUUUUUAUAUUUUAAUAUAAAAUUGUACAGCAGUAGCCUAAUCAAAGGACAUGUAUGAUGUCUUCAAUCUCAUUAUGUUUAAAAGAUAAAUAAUAAAUAAAAUAAAUAAAUAAAUGUAAUACAUAAAAGAAAAUCAUGACAUCAAAUUCAUGAAUCAAAUUGUGAGUUGAGUGAAUCGUUAUAUGCUUAAUUAUGUGGUAGCAGUUAUUAAACUACACUGAUGUCAGUGUAUUUAAAUGUUUUAAUCAUCUUCAAAAUGUGAAUCAUAACUCCUCAGUGUAUAAUUUCAGUAUACUUUGUUACUUUUAUAAAGAAAUCAGUCAAGCUGAUUGUGUGCUUGUUCAUACUUUAGUAUUUUAAUCAUGAUGUAAACUGACUAAGAGGGCAAUAUUGUAUAUUUUAGUGUUUGUGGCUGUGUGUGAACAUAUCUACAGAAGAGCAGCACUUUUUACUUACUUUUUUAGCACAGUGUUGUAACUUUAUUGUAAUAUUGUUUAUUCCUGCUUUAUUGAAAGUGAUAAAUGUGAAAUGUAACCAAUGAACAAAUGUGCCUUUAAAAUCCCCGUCGCACCAGUAGAUGGAGCCUGCAACACCACACACAUUGUUUACUGCUAUAUUAAUAUUAAUACUGAUAUUAAUACAUCCUUUGUCAUGUGUUUUAUUGAACCUGGAGACUCUUAAAGCUAUUGUCAUAUUCACAAUAUCAGUCUUGUGUUUAUGAAUGUUGCUUACCACCAUGUGUUUUAAUCUGAAUUAUUUGCCAAAAUAUUUGACAGCCACUUAAAUAAAAC